This is a messenger RNA of Aphis gossypii (cotton aphid), 8370 nucleotides long. Its product is annotated as FMRFamide receptor-like. Gene Ontology annotation, molecular function: G protein-coupled receptor activity. Gene Ontology annotation, cellular component: membrane. The transcript is spliced from 4 exons. The record is from RefSeq and is a predicted model, not a curated record. NCBI's taxonomy places the organism in Eukaryota, Metazoa, Arthropoda, Insecta, Hemiptera, Aphididae. Bases 714 to 1925 code for a protein of 403 amino acids. Gene Ontology annotation, biological process: G protein-coupled receptor signaling pathway.
AAUCUUCGUAAUCUUAAUUAUUAUUAUUAUGAUCGGACGACGCCGAAGUCGCUGCACACGGUAUGUACGAGGCGGCGGCGGCGUUCGGUCGGUCGGCCGGCGAUAGGCCGUGACGUGUGGACACCACACGCGCGCGCCGCGACGUUAAAGCACACGCGUACUCGCGCCCCGACCGGUCCGCCGUCGCCGGCAGUCGCGUCGUCGUGUGUCGCCGCCGCCACUGACGCGCCGCCGCGUACUAUAUGGUAUAUUUGAAUAAUAAUAAUAUAACGCCACUCCGUACGCACACGCCACGGACACUCGCGCGUUCGUCGUCCGCGCUGACGACACGCGGUGAUUUGAUCGUCGCUUGCUGCCUACACACUUCGCCGCCGCCGGAGACGCGAUACUGUCCUCUAAUCACGUACUCGUGUGAUAUUAAUUAUGUGUGUAUAAUAUUUUAAUAAAACAAUAUAUUAUAUUAUUAAGUUUGCGCGCACGAUAUUCGUCCGUCGUCGUCGUCCGUGUUCGCCCGCGUAACGCGCGUCCAUCACAACGCAAUAUUUUUAAAUCGUUCGGUUUUCCUACGUCCCCCCCACAUUCUAUUCCCGCUGGACCGGCUGUCAUCCAACCCCCUCCCCCCAUAUCCGUAACCCCAGACCGAGCCGCGUGUCAUACACGCAUCGUAUAUAUUACAUAAUAAUAUGUUUCCUUAAAAUGUUGGACAGACCCCAAUGACCAUGGACAAUUGUGCGGCACUUAUCAUUCAAGAUCAGAAGUACUGUUACUUCCGGAAAGCAGUGCACUUUUGGGCGCAACAGGCACUGCUGCCAGCUGUUGUGGCCGUGGGCGUGGUGGGAAACAUGCUAUCCGUGGUCGUACUUACUAGAGAACCGAUGAAAAGCUCUACCAGCACGUAUCUGACUGCCCUGGCUGUAUCCGACUUGUUUUAUUUGUUAUUUGUGUUCACCAUAUCAUUUGAGAACUAUCCAUGGAUCGUCGAAGCCGAUUACUACAUUUAUUGGAAGUGGUAUCCUUACGGGCUUUGGCUUACCGACGCUGCUAGCAACACGUCGGUACUGUUGACCGUGUCGUUCACCGUCGAGCGGUACAUAGCCGUGUGCCAUCCUCUGCGCGGCCGCAUGCUGUGCACCGAGUCCCGGGCCAAGCGCGUCAUCCUGAUAGUGGCCCUGUUUUGCAUCGCGUGCACGGCCACCACGCCGUACGAGUGGCACAUAGCCAUCAACGCGGCCACCGGAAAGUUCCAGAAGAGCAGCACGGAACUGGGCCGGAACGACAUCUACAAGAAAGCGUACAACUGGUUUUGCAUCGUCACGUUCAUUUGUGUGCCUCUGCUGGUGCUCGCCGUGCUCAAUUGGUUCCUGAUCAACGCGGUCAAUCAGAGCCGCCGGAACCGGACGCGGCUCACCUGCCAGGGGAACAUGGUGUGGAACAGGCAACGGCAGGAGAACAAAAUGACCAUGACGCUGAUCGCCGUGGUGAUCAUGUUCUGCGUGUGUCAGACGCCCACGGCCGUGAUGAUGCUCACCGCGUCCGUGUACGAGCCGCCCGAGAAGACGCCCGCGUACUACGUGAACCGCGGCCUGCACACCAUCUUCAACUUCCUGAUGGUGGUGAACGCCGCUUCCAACUUCAUGCUGUACUGCGCGAUGAGCCGCAAGUACCGUCGCACGCUCAUGAUCACGUUCAUGCCGUUCCUGGCGGCCCGGCACGCGCGCAACGCUACGCUCCGGUCGUCGGUCAGCUACCCGCGAACCGGCACCAUUGUCCGGCGGAACACCGAGGUGACGCAGAUGACCGACAUCACCGGCGUGCCGUCCGCCGCCGCCGCCGCCGGAAAACGCGAACUGCUCGUGCGAUCCGGCACCGGCCACGGCAGACACGCCAACAACAACAACAAGCUGACCGCCACGGCCGUCCUCUGAGCGCGGUCGUACGUCGAGAGCCGCGAGUCCGCCCGCGGUCGCCCGUAUAUUAUAUACUGUACGCAUAGGCGCCCGCAAGGGGGGGCAAGCUGGGGCAUUUACCCCCCCCCCUGGCUUUUCAAAAAUAUGUUUUAAAUUGAAUGUUUACAGAUAAAUUACUAUUUAUUAUUUAACAAAUCCUAACAUUGCCCCCUCCUAAAAAAAUUUCUGCCGGCGCCUAUGACUGUACGCGACACGUCGUCGCACCGAUAAUAUACAUAUUAAUAUUAUAUAUGGUACGAUAUUUUACGUCGACCGCGAUCUGUCGGGUGAGAUUUCCGGUUUAGCUCGACUUUUGGUCGCGACGGACGACGAUAAUGAAAUAUACAGCGUAUAGUAUACAAUAUAUACAUGCAACUGCAGUGAACUCGAGGCUUUAUUAAUUAUUAAUUAUUAUUAGGUAAAACCGACGUCCGACUAGGUAGGUACGACGUAUAAAUAUUAUUCGAUAGGUACAAAUAACGACAACGUCUGUCACACACUGCUCUGCACAGUUAUUAUAAUAAUAUAAUAAUAAUAUAAUAUCGUUAUCAUAUUAUUACUAUAUACAUUUAUGCACCCGCACGAAUCGCGAUACUUACGUAUGACGUGCAGCCCUAUACUCCUAAAUCCGUACGAUACGUAGGUAAUCAUCGUAAUACACUACGCGGUAGACUUCCUGCAGAAAGGUCCUAUUUUUUUUUUACCGCGCACUUUUUUUCUACCGCAAUUCAUAUUAUACGACACGGCCAUCCCUGUUGUUGCAUUAUUGCUGCGCAUCGUCUAUAAUAUAUAUAUAUAUAUAUUAUAUAUACAUGCCUUUAGAUACCUAUUAAUCACCCCUUUACUAAUCGACAACGCGAUUUCCAUUCGAGCAAAAUGAUCGCGAUUUACGUUGAAAACGACCAAAUAGAUUUCUAGUGUAUAUAUAAAAUCGUUUUUUUAGCUAGGUAACCUACUCCUACGCGUAACGGAUACUAUAUAAGAAUCUGUCAAUACGCAUUGCUUUUCGUUUUCGAAAUUAUUCCCAAAAAAAAACAUGUAUAUAACACUAUGUAUAAAGGUAGCGUUGUUUCUAAGCCAUUUUUUCCACAUGUACGAAUCGAUAGGCGAUGUGGUAAAAACCAAAAAGUAUAUGUAAAGAUGACAAUUUACUAUCAUACGUGCCAAUACGCGUUAAAAAAAUAUAUCUUGAAAUAAUAUUCUCACAAUGGUAUGAUGGCUGAACGAUUUUUAAAUUUGAGGCAAAACAAAGAAUUAAUAUCUACCUACUCAAAAUAUGGAUUUGCACGUCUUAUUUGUAAAUAAUUAUUUUACAGCAACAAACUAACAUUAUUAUAUCUAUAGUAUUAAUACAAUUUAUCUACGCCUGUCCAUUUAAGAUUUAAGACAAUAGCCUAAGAAAACCUUCUUCGCACACCUCUCGUCGCCGAAAUUCCGAACCAGUGUUGCUACUGCGUGGCUCAACAGCCAACGCGUUAUAUAAUAAACGAUAAAAACUCAUUGAUAAUAUUUAUACUUCCAAUUCGAAAAGGAUUUUAUAACCAUUAAAAUAAUUUCAUGGCAGAGCAGCUGCAGAUUAUAUACAAUUUUAGUACAGCAGUCCCGCGUGUAGGUAUCUAUAUUAUAUUAUAUCCUUUUAUCUGUCCGCGAAAGCGUCGCUGAACACGAUUACUGCUGGCGCCAAAAGCAGUAAUUAUUAUUAGCUGGUAGCUAUAUAUAUAUAAAGUAUAUAAGUUUAAUAUAGUGACGCUAAUUACCAUCUCCCAAGUCUUGAGUUGAUGCAGACUCACACUGCAGUCACGCGUGCUGUACUUUACAUAUGUAUAAUGUAUAUAUAUUAUAUGUGUGUGUGUGUGUGUGUGUGUGUGUGUGUGUGUGUGUAUGUCGUAAAAUAUAGGUUCGUUCUUGCUAGCUACAUUCACGUAUUCUUUCUUGUAAGUAUAGGUAGGUACUUGUCCAAUUAACAUCAUAUAACUAUAAAAUAAUUGAGUUUUAUUAGCACAUAAAAUAAGCAUAUUAUUACAUAUACCUAAUGAUCGACAGCGCGUAAUAAUCCUCGGGAUCUAAACACACACACACACAUAUGCAUUAUAUUUACAUUAUACAUACGUGUGUGUGUUUGUAUGAGUAUUUUCGUAGACCCUUCAAGAAAAAUCAAGAAAAAUUAUAAUUUAUAUACAUAUAACACUUUAUACGAGAAUAAAAGAGAAAUUUAAAUGAGAUGAAGUCUUACUCCCUUGGGCUUUAAAAUGCUUGACAUAAAAACAAGGGUCCGAAUCAACGCAGAUAAUAUUGUAUUAUACAAUCUAGCUAUAGUGUCUCAGUGCUGAUACCGUUCAGUAGUCGUCGUUCGUGCAUUUAUUUUAAUGUUUUUUUCGGAUUCACGUUGAAAAUGUCAGGAAAAAUAAUUAGGUUGAAAAAUAACGUUAAAUUGUCCUGUCCUACCUCCUCCACGUCCAAAUACCAAUCUAUUAUCACGGUAACGUUAAAAUAUCAUUUCCUUGAAAAUUGGAAAAAGAUCAGAAUUCGGUUAAUCAACAGGCUUGAAAUUUUGAAAAGCGCGAUCGAUCACAUAAAUAAUGUUAUAAUACUUAUUAGCGUAGGUACUUUGUGGUAUGAAAAUUAAUAUAGGUACAUAAUAUUAGCACGAUUUAAUAAACGUAUAUCAAAUAGAGUUAAAAUUAUAGUUUAUUUUUGAUGCUGCAACCUGCCCGAUACUCGAACGCGUUUCGGUAACACUCGAUACGCAGAAAAUAAAUAAUAGGGAUGGACCAUUGGACCAAUAGGUAAUACUUUUUAUUGAUAUCCGACAUUCCAAUCUACCUACCUAUAUUAAUUGAUUAAUAACAAACAAAUAUUUUUGGAGAAAAAACAUGAGCUGAUACUAUAAAAUAAAAGUUCUAACAAUAUUAUACCUAUUCAAAAAACCAAUAAUUUAAUUAAACCACAUUAUUAACAUUAAUGAUUAUCUGUUUAUACUAAAAACCAAAAUUUAUUGAAUUUAACCCCCCCCCCCCUCCAAAAUUUGUUCGUAUCGGAAUUUAAAGUCGUAAUCCUUUAUAAUUUAAAUCAAAUUAAAAUACUUUUUUUAUUAAGUACCUAAGUGGCCAAGUGUUAUUCAAAAAUGUUAAUAUUUUAUGUAUUGUGGUACAAAAAUAACCACUGUAGAACGGUCAAAUUUGGAACAUUAUUUUAUCGCAGAGACAAGAUAAGCACGUCAGCAACGUUGAAUAACGUCAAUUAUUAUUUAAAAAUAUACAUGGGUAUGCUGACUAAGUAACUGAUAUAAUUGUAGGUACGCGUUAUAGGGAUUCAAAAUCAUUUUCAACUAUUUUUCAAGAAGCUAAUAAAUCAACAAACCAUUAUUUUGAUUCAGAUAUUUUAGGCCUUUGUAUUAUUAAAAACCAAAAACAUGGUGAAAAUUAUGAUUGUAACUCAUCGGAAAAAUACUAUAGAGCACUUAUAUUUGUACCACCAGUAAUUUAAUAUAGGUACAGUCUCAUUUUAAAUCUGGGUAACCGUUUUAAACAAAACAAUGAUUUUUGUCAUCAAUAAUUGAAAUCCUAUUAAUAAAAUGUUUCAGAACUUAAAAAUCUAAACAUAAUUUACGAAGACCGUGUAGGUAUCUGAAAAAGUGGUUAUGACUGAAUAUUUUUUAUGGUGUGAAAAAUGAGUAAAUGUAAAAAAACCCAUUGAAUGAUAGAUAAUUUGGAUGCAGGUGAUGUGAAUUUUUAGCCAAACAAAUGUUUUGUUAAACAUUGUUCAAGUCAACCAGUUUCUACAGCAACAGUAAAGCGUUCCUUUUCAAUAUUGAAACGCUUAAAAACAUUACUUCAUAUAAAACUGGAAAUGAACUUUAAUGGGACAUUUAAUUGAUUUUCUGUCAAUAAAUUUAUAAGUAUCCACUUCUAUAAAGGAAGUAUUGGAUACAAUAGCAAAAAAAAAUAAAUGAACAGACAAUUAAUAUUGUUAUGAAUAAUGUUAUAUUGUAUAUCCAGCAGUGUGAGUAAAAAUAGAUAUUAGUUGAAAAUAAUUAGAUUAGAUUGUAUUAUAAUUAUAAAAAAAAAAGGUUUUGUAUAUCAUAAACAUGUAAAAACAUACAAAUUGUACUUAAUCAUAAUUAUUUAUAACCCCCCCCCCCUCACCAUCCCUAAAAAAUAAAUUGGCUAUACUACGUACCUGAGCGGUUUAUAGAUAAUUCAAAUACGUUUAAUAAUAAAUUAUGGUUCUGAGUUGCUCUUAACAAACUGAAAUAUGUACCUACGGACAUUUCAAAAUAAUUAGGCAUAAGUAUACGCAUUGAAAUUGUCUAUGUAGGUACCAGUGUUGUGUCCAAAACUUUGUAUAUCAUAUUAUGCAUAAUUUAUGAAUAAAAAAACCUAUAAGUACUUACUCCAUGCCUAUAAGCUUGCAUGGCGUAAAUAAUAUUAUACUUGCAUUAUCCUCAACUCUCAUCAUUACGCGCAUAAUACAUUAUCAUCAUUAAUACUACACGUAGAUAUAAUAUAGUUAUAAAUAUAUGUGGUUUGUUACUAUUUGUUAAGGUGUAAGUAUAUUAUAGUACAUUAUAUUAUAUUAUUAUUAUCGUCGUAGUCUUUUUAACCGACCACGGCGUCGCCAUAAAAAAUACUCGUAUAUAUACGUAAGUGUAAAUAAAAAAUUAACUUAAUUAUACUUCCUCUCGUUUAAAAACGAUUAUCGUGUGUGAAUGUGUGCGUUUUUAAACAUAUACAAUUACAUAAAUUUUACCCGCGUGUUAAAGCCACCACGGCCAGGUCCGUUUAUAACCGUCGACCAAAGCGCCGAUCUGUCCUGCAUGCAUAUUAUACGCGUAUUAUAACGUAGUUUGCGGUCUCGUAUUAUUAUUAUUAUUAUUGUCAUUAUCGCAAUUACUAUUAUACGGUGUCCACAUAGCAACGUACACAAUUAAAUUAUGAUUACGGGUUCCUCACCACCCUCAUCCCCAAUAAAUAGAUAUGUGCUCACCAACCCUUAAAUUUAUAUUACUCUGUAAUAUAUAUCGUGGACAAAAAACAAAACCAAAAAGUCUUCUCCCUUCCCAUCUCCCAACCAGUAUAUAAAUGAGUUUCGAUGGUUCCUCUCCGCUCUUGAAUACAUAGUAUAUUUAGUAUACUCUAUAUGUAUUACAGUACUACACAACGCGUGUAGUAUAAUAAUUAUAAUCAUCGUUGUCGUACUUGACCUAAAAUAGGUGACUGGAAGAAUGGCGUGCGCGUGAACUAAAUUUUAAUUUUAAUAUCUGGCAACAAAAUCCGUACACGACGACGUUUUCCGUUUGCCAUUUACCGUUCGCUAUUUUUACACACUCAACACAAACGUUAAGUAGGUACCUAUAUACCGACAGGUCAAUGUGUACUGCGAGCGAUUUAUUUCCGCCUCGACACCGCACGCCACUCUCGCGGACUGUCGAAACUCAUCCACAGACUUGGAUAAUACUCGGAAUACUUUUUAAAUACUUUUUUAACGUCCAAACACACUUAAAAAAUAAUUUCAUUACUUUUUUCGUCAUUGAAGCUUUUGCACUUGUGUAUAGUUAUAAAUAAAACGAGAUUAUUAUACCUAAUAUUCAUUUAUAAAGAAUGAAUUGAAAAACAUAUAUUUUCGUCAUUGAAAUCUAAAUCUACUAAAAAAAGUAUUCCAAAUAUUUGGAAAUAUUAUUAUUAUAAAGUAUUCAAAUAUAUAUUCUGAAUACUUUUUUUUAAGUAUUUGGAACAUGUAUUCAAAAUACUUUUAAAAAGUAUUUUAACCAAGUCUGCAGUCAUCCAAUUUAAAAUUAUUAUAAUUAACACCGAAGUACACACAUCGGAAAAUAAUAUUAAUUUUUUGAGAUGUACUCUGAUAAGCUGUAAUAAAUAAUUAUCAUAUUAAUAUAUCUCAUGUCUCAUCGUAAAUAUUAUAACAUUUAAUUGAUAUAUAUCCUAAACAAUGAAUACACUAUUAGAUCGUCAUAAGUUAUUGUAAUUUAUAAAUAUUAUUAUAUACCUAAUAUAAGCAUAUCCAAAAAAAGAUACUAAUUUCAUAAAAUUAAAAGUGAAUGUUUCUUUUUUUUUUAAUUAUUAUUGUUACUCAAAUUUGUCUUAUAGAUGUAGAUUUAUACAAUUUAAUAUAUGUACCGUCUUAGAUAUAAGUUGUAAAACAAUACAAUACUGUAGUGACGUUUGAUUUUAAAGAUAUCAACUAAUAUAUUAUAAUGAUUAUCAUGUACUCAGGUACUCUAAAUUAUAGACGUGAGUUCGUUAAGAAAACCGCAUAAUAUAAUAUAUUAUAACUUAUAAUAUUAUUCUGUACAUUAUUUUUACGAUACCUAUUAAUGAUACUGUGCAUUUUUAGAUGAAUAAACGUUUAAAUUAUAAAAUAUACGAAUUCACAUUUACGAAAUAUAUAGCGGUGUUUGUUCAUGGCA